AACCAAACCAUUGCUCCUAUUCUUAUCUCUCUAUUAUGUACAAUCACCAUGUACGCUGCUGCUGAAUCACCAUCACCUCAACUGUCUUUUGCUCAACGAAAACACCGAAAUGAAACCUUCAAAUGCUUCGUAUUGUCUCCCAAUGAACAAUACUUGAACCCCUUGUUUGCGGAACUCCUUCACCGGCACCAAAUGCAAUCAUCAAACGACCCUGAAUCUUCACGACCCAAACUUCCAACAAAACCACCGAAAACUUGCCCUCCUCCGCGGACACCCCGCAAAACGCGGACUACUCUUUCUUCUCCUACAACCGCAUCACCAUUCUCAACACCAACGGUAACAACUUCGACCAUGACGGAUGGCACACGAAAUACUUUUGGAACAACCUCAACGGUGGCAGCUGCAGCGACUCCUUCCACCGUAUCAUCCACGCCGGCCAAGGAAUUCACACCCACCUCUGUGCAGCAACGACUGAGUGCCAGCAAUCCUACUGCUCCUACAAGCGGUGGCGCCUCCGCAACGCCUCAACAGCAGACAUCGUCGCGCUAUGAUUCAUCCCUGGGCUUGUUGACAAAGAAGUUUGUAAGUCUUCUCCGGGGAUCGACAGGAAACACUUUGGAUCUCAAUCGAGCCUCCAUGGAGUUGGGUGUCCAGAAGCGACGAAUCUACGAUAUCACCAAUGUCCUAGAAGGUAUUGGUCUCUUGCAAAAACAAGGCAAGAACAAUGUCUGCUGGAAUGAAAACCCGCCUCAAACAUUCUCUCGCGCUGGAGAGAGCGAUGCCGACAAGGCGAAGCGCACUGAAACGAAACAGCGCCUAGAGGCGCUUCGGCAAACCGUUGAAAGCCUGCGUCAUCAAGAAAGUGAGCUUGAUAAGUACUUGGACUUUCUUUCUCGCCAAGCCGGAGUCUUUUCCCCAACGGGUGUUUCAGCAAGAACUGGUGACUACCCCAGUUACAUCCCGCUUGGAUUGGAAAAUGCCGCUCGGUACAUGUACGUCAUUUAUCAAGACAUUACAUCGCUACCCAUGUAUCGGUCCGACACCAUUAUUGGAAUCAAGGCUCCAUCGGGAACUUCCCUCGAAGUUCCAGAUCCGGAUCAAGGAAUGAGACCUGGUACCCGACGGUUCCAAAUGUACCUAAGCAGCCGGGGAGCGUACGGACCAGAUUCCAGAGGAGGUCCCAUCCAUGUCUACUUGAUCCGCCCCAAGGUUUCUGGACCUGGAGAUGCUCCUCCCGAGGAAGAGCCGCGAUACGAAGAUCGACCACGCCUGGAGUACGAUGACAGCCGACCCCGUUCUCGUCCCUCGGAUGAAGAGUCCGAAAAGCGAUCUUACUCUAGAAGCAAGGGAUAUGCCGAGCCAUCAUGGGAGCCGCCUCGCGAUCAUGGGUAUGGAAGUGAGCGGCGUCGAUCGGAAGACAAAGACGAGAAGAUGGAAGAGAUUCCAGAAGAGGAAGAAAACGAUGCCGAAAGCAAACCACCUGCAGCAUCGUCACCGACCAAGCAACGGGGUCGUUCCGCGUCCAAGAUGCCAAGAAGCACCCCGGAACGCCGGCCAGAGGCUGAAGGCUCCCCUCUCUUUGAUCGUAAGCACACGCCACGUAGCUUUCGAGACCAUCCUCGCGAUCAUUCGCCCGUGACCAGAGCCAUUAUGUACGAAGGAACUCCGCAGCGGUCCUCUCCACGAUCCCGGCACUACAUCCCUCAUGACGGCCACAGCCCGGCGCCUCUGACACCCCAUGGUCCUCCUUCGUUGGGUAUCCGAACUCCACAAAGUGCUCAGUUCGAUCUCAUGAACAUGCCAUUGCAAUCACCAAUGGCUCGUGGGCAUAGAAUACCGCCACGGGGUUACUUCAACUCUCCCGGUCCGGCACCGAUGCAUGGUGGUUUCAGCCCUCCUCCACCGGUUGGCCGCGAGUUCCUGCGUCCUGACAUGUUUGCUUCCCCGGCUGCUCCCAGAGGCGAUCAUCCUGACCGUGGCGAUCCCUCUGCUUUUGCGGGGCACUCGCUUGAAGAAGACCGAAGCAGCGCUUGGCGACAUUCCCCCGCCAGACGCGAUCAUCAUGGCCGCUGAAGGAUUGAAUCGAAACUUGUAUUUGCUGCUAUUUGUGUUUUUCAUUUGAGCCUUGGUUCCUGAGACGAAGGAUAUAUUUAUAUUUCUGUGUGACUCCCUAUACGUUCUAUCUUCUUUGUAUUACAUGUAAAUGCUUCACUGCUCUUCUACGAACUUUUCUUAUGCCACGAAUUACUUUUUAGCUUUUAUUUAACAGGUUUUCCAAGUUCCA
Messenger RNA from Seminavis robusta, 2284 nucleotides. Lineage: Eukaryota; Bacillariophyta; Bacillariophyceae; Naviculales; Naviculaceae. The record is from the annotation of a GenBank genome assembly.